GGGUGACAUGUGAGCAAAUAUCGAGAAAUUAGCACUAUGUUCGAUUGUGAGGCUUAUUGUGCUUCUUUCUUAUCCACCACAUUUCUGAAGUAGGGGAGAAUAACGAUAAGGAAGUUUCCUAAAUCAUCUACUGCCACCAUUUUGUUAUGAUAGCAGCCGGGAAAAGAGAAAGAUCCCUUCACACCCUGAUCCAAAGAUCUCCGUUUUAGUUCGCUCUACAGUCGAUCUCUAUUGGGAAAGUUCAGAAAAAUCGCACCCUUCGAUCAUUGGCUGUAUGGCUACACCAUGAGGACCUAGAAAUACAGAGGGCAGCCUUGAUCAGCUUACCAUGCUUCUAACGCCUUGCUCCUGUGAAAGUGGUUGUCACAAUGCCGAUGAACCUGCCACGAGCCUCGAGGAGCGCAAAUUUCUCUUGCAUCUGUGGCAGAAGGUAGAAAGACAUCUACGCAAACCGACCUCGCAUUAACAUUCAGGGGCUUUCUCCGAGUCUCCACAUCCGAAACUACUCUUCGACGAUCCCUUCAAAUGUUCCCCGAACACAGUGGAAAUCACCCCAGAGCGCAACCCGAAAGCUGAAUCGAGGCACCAUAACUCAAAAAUGCAUGGCACUCGACCAGAGAUGCCACAUGAACGAGAGACCAAAGGACAGCUCCAGCUCUCCAUGCCCGUUCGGAAUCCUCCACACACACAAACACACACACAGAGCUGUAGAAAUCUCCCCACGCACAGCACAGAUUACAAACAAGAGCGAGAAUAAUGAUGAUUAAUUCGACUCUAGACCGCCACCCACAUUAUGACAACAAACAACGGAAUCGGGAGCGAAUUUGGCGAUCAGAUCGAUAAUCUGUUGCCAUUGUCGACCUCAAGGAGCAAUGUCAAGCUGGACGCAGGGGAGGGUGAGAAGGAGGAGGACGCGCGCUUAUAUGGCAAAAGGAAAGAGGUGAGGUGGCAGGCACGUCGGACUCGAAUGCCGCAACGCAAACAUGUUCCGAAGAACGGACAGAAACCUGGACUCGCAAACUCGUUCCAAAUGAAUAGAGCAACGAGCAGAAGUCGAACGAACAGUGGAGACGGACACGCUGGAAGAACGGAAGGAUGAGUGACGAAACGCAUCCGCCACGUGGAGACCACGUGGAGAAAUAUCGCCACUCUGGAAGGACCAGGUCUCGACCGACGAGAAGACGAGAGAGCUGCACCGCCGCCGUGGCGGGUGCGCCGGAAACCUGGUGCUGCCGCAAGAGCGGACGCACGGCCGCAAGUGCGAGCGCAGGAAGCUGGCGACCUGGUGCACCUAAAGGGGACGCGAUUGCUCGAAGGGAAGUGAAGGUCAGCGAGGGAGGGGAAGGAGGGGAAGGAGGCAGAAGCUCAGAUCGGGCGCUUCUUCUCGGCGGGCAUCGGACAUUCACACGACAUCGGACAUUGGCAGGGAGGCAGGGAGAGGAGCGAAGAUGGAGGCCAAGGGGAGCAGGUCAGCGGAUUUGCUGCUCGAUCAGAAGUGGGAUGCAGCGAUCGAUUUGACGUUGAGGAGGGUGGUGUAUUCCUCGGCCGGAGGAGCAGCCGCAGCGCUGACGUUGUUUCGGAGUCCCACCACGCGGUGGUCCGCGAUCGCUUUUGGAGCAGGAAUAGGGUUAGGCUCGGCCUUGAGGGAUUGCUCGUACAUCUUCAAUGGAUCCGAUCCGAUUUGGCCCUUUUCCGUGGGCGAGGGUGCCGAACGUCGCGCCAGCGCCAGCGAAUGAGCGCGAGUGGGACUGAAUGAUCGGAUGAAUGAAUUGGAGGGAGUUCGUUCAGGUCUCGGGGUUUUGAUGUGGGUGUCGUUGGUUUCUGUCUGAUGGGUAUGGUGGCUGCUUUUUCUGGUUCGAGUGUGGGUGGCUGGGGAGGAGAGAAGGGAUGGAGCUGCGGAGCAUUGAGGAUCGAGGAGAAGUGAAGGGAGCCCGGAGUAUCGACAGUCACACAUCUUUGGCCUGGAGCACCGUGCAUUUUUCGAUCUUUUCUGGCUCCGUUUUCCGGCGCUUUCUUUCCUCGAUGAAUUUUCGAGUGGAAUGAGUACAAGGGCUGUUUCAUUGCACGAAGAGAACUGUGUAUAAUUUCUUAAUGCAGAUUUUACGCGUCUGCUUUACGGGGUAACUCGAAUCAAUCAUAGCACGUAGAAUGUUCGUGCAGGCUGAGGUUUAUCCUGAAUUUUCCUCCAUUCAUUUCCCUCCCUCUUUCAUCUCCAAAAUCCGAAAUUUGCAUUUUUAGGUCGAAGGUAGAAUAUGUGGCGGUCGGUCUCUGAUGUCGAAAGACUCAAAGACCGUUUUUCUGGUCCAGAAAAACGUUGUAUUUUGUAGGUAAAUGUCGAAUGCUGGCCGUUCACGCUUUUAUACCAGAAUUGGACUCGUGUGGCAGAGCCCACAUCGAACUUUGGUAAUAACAGAUGUGCAAUUGCGAAUAAGGAUUGUGGCCUCACGUUUGGUACGAGAUAUUGUUUGCCUCGAGUAGGGAGAGUUUGCGGACUGGAAUGUAUCAACCAUGUCGUUUUAUCACAGUGAAUUGGACUGGAGGACUCUUUAACGCUCUUAUUCCAUCUCUUCCAGCUCCUUCCAGUUUCCACCGUGUUUAUGAAUCUUUUUAAACGUGAGAGUUGGAACUAAUCUACCCAUCGUUAAUCCGUCCAUGUUCACAAUUUUUCACAUAACUCUAAAUCUUAUCAGACGGAGGUUAGAGUGAAGCUUUUGAACACAUCAUGUUGUUGUGUUCCCCUUGAUUCAAUGCAUAGAAGGC
Molecule: messenger RNA, 2760 nt
Organism: Marchantia polymorpha subsp. ruderalis
Lineage: Eukaryota; Viridiplantae; Streptophyta; Marchantiopsida; Marchantiales; Marchantiaceae
Source: the annotation of a GenBank genome assembly